AUGGAGCCUCUGCCGCUGCUGCGCAGCACUGACCUGCUGCAGCAAGAGGAAGACGCAGCGACAGCAGCAGCAGCAGCAGCAGCAAAGCACCCUGCUGCUGCUGCUGCAGCAGCAGCAGCAGACUCUAGUUGCCGGGAGCUGGAGUUUGAUGUUUCUGCUGCUCCAGGGCUGCGGUGCCACACAGCCGACACACUCUAUGUGCUGCCGCGCAACAGCAACGAGGAGGUUUUGUGGUGGUUUGACUUCCUUGGGUUUAAAAAGCGAGGAAUAGACCUUAAAGACGAAAUUCACUUUUUGGAGGAGACUGUCCCUUUCCCAACCCCCUGCACUGUCGAGUGCAGGAUGCCCUUGCUCUUUACUGCAGCUUCGAGCUUCCUAGCCGGGCGGAGCUUUCUGUCUUUGGCUGCUUCGCUGAGGAGCAGCAGCAGCGGAGGCAGUGGCUGCGGCUCACCACCGACCCCACGCAAGGAGACACUUUUGCUGCUGCAGGGACAGGGCUGGUGUCUUCGAGGGCUGCUGGCUGUGCUGCUGCCGUCCCUUAAUUUAGCAGCAGCAAACUUGGGGCUGCUGCUGCUGCUGCUGUCGCGGGGCCGCAUGCCCCGCGCAUACACUCUGGCCUCUUCCCACCUGCAGCAGCCGCAGCAGCAGCAGCAGCAGCAGCAGCAGCAGCAGCAGCAGCAGCAGCAGGUUACGCGCACCGCGUGCAUCUGCCUCAACCGGCACAGCUCGCCGAGAAGGGAUCCGCAGCAGUUGCUGCUGCUGCUGCAGCAGCACGGAAUCCGGCCCUUUGCUGCUGCUGCAGCUAUUCCCUCAGGAACUCAUCAUGGGGUCUGUUCUUCUUACUUAUUAAACUUGAGGGCCCCCCAGGGGGGCCCCCCUCCCGAGGGGCCCCCCAACCCUCAGGGGGGCCCCCUGGGGGCCCCUGUGUCUGUUCUGUGCUGCUGCAAACCCUCUUGCUUCAAGCUGCCUGCUGAUGAAGACACGCCGCUGCUGCUUGUUGCUGCUGGCACAGGCGUUGCCCCCUUUGCUGCUUUUGUAAGACACCUGGCAGCAGUGGGGGCCCCCCGAGCUGCAGCACAUCUUUUUUUCGGGUGUACAGACACCCGGCACUUUCUUUACAAAGAUCUUUUUCUUUCCCACCUCGACUGGCAGCAGCAGCAGCAGCCAGAGGUGCAGCAACUUCUGGAACAGUACCUGCAGAAGCAGAAGCAGCAGCAGCAGCAGCAGCAGCAGCAGCAGCAGCAGCAGCAGCAGCAGCAGCAGCAGCACGUGCUGAGCCGCGUCUUUCUAGCUCUUUCCCGGGUCAACCCAGAGCGCAAGGUGUACGUACAGCACAAAAUUGCCGAAGAGGGGGAACUUGUGUGGGGUCUGCUGCAGUCGGGUGCUGCAGUGUAUGUCUGCGGGAAGCCGGCAAUGGGGGAGGCGGUGCAGGCUGCUCUUGUCUCUGUUGCUGCUGCUCAUAUAGGACAGAAGAAGGCGGAGGCCUUCAUUCAGCGCAUGCACGACACUGGGAAGUACAUAAAGGAGCUAUGGGACUAA
Messenger RNA from Eimeria necatrix, 1539 nucleotides. Its product is annotated as NADPH-cytochrome p450 reductase, putative. Lineage: Eukaryota; Apicomplexa; Conoidasida; Eucoccidiorida; Eimeriidae. Gene Ontology annotation, molecular function: flavin adenine dinucleotide binding; oxidoreductase activity; FMN binding. Gene Ontology annotation, cellular component: cytosol. The record is from RefSeq and is a predicted model, not a curated record.